AUGUUGACAUCUCUAAAUCCUGGUCAUAUACAUUGGAAAGCCAUAACAAGAGUGUUAAAUUAUGUGAGACACACUAAAAGUUAUGGAUUGCACUAUGGUAAAGAACCUGCAGUCUUGGAAGGAUACAGUGAUGCUAACUGGAUAUCGGACUCAAAGAACUCAAAAUCCACAAGUGGAUAUGUCUUUACACUAGGAGGUGCAGCAAUAUCUUGGAAAUCUUCCAAACAAACUCUACUGGCAAGAUCAACAAUGGAAUCUGAGUUCAUCGCUUUAGACAAAGCAGCAGAGGAAGCAGAGUGGCUUCGGAAUUUCUUGGAAGAUAUUCCUAUGUGGGAGAAACCAUACCGGCACUGCGUGUACACUGUGAUAGCCAGUCGGCUAUAG
Molecule: messenger RNA, 384 nt
Organism: Microthlaspi erraticum
Lineage: Eukaryota; Viridiplantae; Streptophyta; Magnoliopsida; Brassicales; Brassicaceae
Source: the annotation of a GenBank genome assembly